This is a messenger RNA of Bombus terrestris (buff-tailed bumblebee), 1514 nucleotides long. RefSeq names its product mitochondrial import inner membrane translocase subunit Tim17-A. The transcript has 2 exons. Gene Ontology annotation, cellular component: TIM23 mitochondrial import inner membrane translocase complex; mitochondrial inner membrane. Gene Ontology annotation, biological process: protein import into mitochondrial matrix. The record is from RefSeq and is a predicted model, not a curated record. Lineage: Eukaryota; Metazoa; Arthropoda; Insecta; Hymenoptera; Apidae. Gene Ontology annotation, molecular function: transmembrane protein transporter activity. The coding region runs from base 457 to 936 and encodes 159 amino acids.
UUAGUCGUAUUGUAUUUAAAGCAAGUACAUGACAUAAAACUCGUCAUUGAUUAUUCGUUCGAAUUAUAAGUAUGUUCUGGAUUGUACGAUUAUUUAUGGGAACAAAAUAUAUCUAUACGAGAAGAUAUUGCUACAGUAGUUUCAUUACGAAAUAUCAUGCACUGUGAGGCUGAAUUAAUGCAUUAUUUGUACAAAUGAAUUCGAACGUAUUUAUGAAAAGUGUAAACGAGAAAUAAUUUAACGAAAUGAUAAAAUAUAUCUCAAUUGUUUUCGAAAAGUCAUUUAUUACAUUAAAUUGAUGGACAUCUCGUUAUUCUUACAUAAUCAAAAAAAAAAGCUUUUAUUUGUAUGAAGGUUCAUUAACAUAGUUACAUUCACCACAGUGUCGCGCUCGGGGCAUCUUUCUCCUCGGCAUUCUAAUUAUUUGAAACAAAUUUUAUGAAUAUCAAUUAAGGAAUGGAAGAAUACGCAAGAGAACCAUGCCCAUGGCGUAUAAUAGAUGACUGUGGUGGUGCCUUUACCAUGGGUGCUAUUGGUGGUGCAGUAUUUCAAAGUAUUAAAGGAUUUCGUAAUGCACCCAGUGGAAUAAACAAAAGGGUCCUAGGAAGCCUUAUAGCUAUUAAACAGAAGUCUCCUAUUAUUGCUGGAAAUUUUGCAUUAUGGGGUGGUAUGUUUUCUACAAUAGAUUGUAGUUUGGUUCAUCUUAGGAAGAAAGAAGACCCAUGGAACUCUAUUAUCAGUGGAGCAGCUACUGGUGGAAUAUUAGCAGCAAGAAAUGGUUUACCAGCCAUGGCUGGUAGUGCAAUUAUUGGAGGAGUGUUAUUGGCUUUAAUAGAAGGUGUAGGAAUAUUUAUUACCCGUCUAUCCGCGGAACAAUUCAAACCUCCAUCGUUCACUGAAGAUCCAAGCCAUCUGAGACAAAGUCAUCCAUCGUAAAACAUAUAAAUAUCUAGAUAUAUUUUAAAUUACACUCAUAUAAUUAAGUACAAAUGUUUCAUAUUCUUUGAAACAAUAGUAGUUGACAACUAUCAUAUUGCCAGUACAUCAAAUUUGUAUAGACAAUUCAGUCUCUUGAUUUAAGAAAUAUAAUAAUAGUUUGGUUUCUAUUUAAUUUUGGUUUUGUACUUUUAUUGAAUUAUUAAUAAGAUAAAGCACUUAACAUAAAUAUAUUAGAAAUUUAUUAAUGAGAAACAUAUUUAUAAAAUAAAUUGACGCACUAUUUAGUUUCAUUAUUUGUAAGGGAAAUAAAUUAUCAAAUUUAACCAAAUUAUCAUUCUACUUUAAUGUAAUAUAAUUUUCUUAAAUUAAAAUCUUAUUCUAAUCAUCUUCAUCUUCCAUUUCUUCCUCGUAAUACCUGGAGGUUGAGGGUACAGCUAAGUCUAACGAUUUGCUUGUAAAGUCUUGUUGAUUAUCAUUUGUUGACUGAUACUUGAUACUUUGUGGAGGAGACUUGGUAUUUGUACCUUUUAAUGAUUUGUUCACUAACCCCAAUAAAUGAAGUUGUUCUACCUAAA